AUGAAUGAGAAAGCCGCAUCAUGUUCUAUCCCAAAUAGCAAUGAGCGAGUCGACAACGAUCGACAGCUGUCCCCUUCGCCGCCGCUAGGACUCCCACCCCCAUCAGUUCAGCUCGAUGAUCACGAAUCAAUGAUCGACGGGGGCACGGUGGCAUGGAUGAAUGUGCUUGCUGGUUUCUGCGUAUUUGUGAAUUCAUGGGGCGUGUUGACUACCUUUGGCGCCUUUCAAGAAUAUUAUCAGACCGAGUUGCUGACCGAUCAGUCGCCUUCGUCCAUCUCGUGGGUGGGCAGUGUUCAAGCAACGCUGAUCCCUAUGGUUGGCAUCAUCUCGGGUCCGCUGGUCGAUUCGGGCCAUGUUCGACCUUUGAUAACCAUGGGCAGUUUUCUCACAGUCUUGGGCUUGAUGAUGACCAGCAUUGCGACGCGGUAUUAUCAGGUCCUCCUAGCACAAGGAUUCUGCGUCGGCAUCGGCGGUGGCAUCAGCUACAUUCCAGCAUUGACCAUGGUCUCGACCCGCUUCACCACUAGACGGCCGAUUGCGAUUGGCAUCGCCUCGGUAGGAUCAAGCGUCGGGGCAGUCGUCUUCCCAGUCAUGUUUCGUCAACUACAGCCUCGAAUUGGCUUCCCCUGGGCCGUGCGAAGCAUCGCAUUUGUAGCGCUGCUCACGGGGUUGAUUGCCUGUGUGAUCCUCUGUCGCCAGCAUCCACCCAAGACUCGGGCCCGAAGUCUGAUUGACUGGACCGCCUUUGGCGAAUGGCCGUUUAUGUUGUUGUCCGUGUCCCUGACCUGCGUCAUGUUAGCCUACUAUGUGCCCAUCUUUUAUAUCGCCUCGUAUGCUCGCACUGUGGUCCACACGACGACGAGCCUCUCCUUUUAUAUGGUCGCCAUUGUGAAUGGCUCGUCUGUCAUUGGACGCAUCGUUCCUUAUCUCCUGGUUCGCUACGUGAAUCCCAUGACAAUCGUGAUUCUCGGCGUGACGGGCUCGGCGAUCGCCAUGUUCACCUGGGUUGCGGUUUCAGAUCUGCCCGGUUUCAUUGUGUGGGCGUGCUACUGGGGUAGCUUGAGUGGGAUUCUAGUUACCGGGCCGACCUCGAUUCUGGCACAUCCCGUGUUUUGUCCCGAUAUCAAGUAUAUAGGGACCCGUCUCGGCAUGAUGUGGGGGAUCUCAUCCUUGGGUUCGCUAGCGGGCACUCCAAUCGCCGGGGCACUGGUGAAUCUGGAGACGGCCAAUUUCUUACAUGCCCAGGUCUUUGCAGGAUGUGUCAUGGUGGGUGCAGUAUCGUUGCAAUUGUGGCCAUUUGUUCAAACACGCCUGUAUGAUCGGAAUCAUCGGCCAUCGCCAAGCCAGACAGUAUGA
This is a messenger RNA of Penicillium diatomitis, 1356 nucleotides long. RefSeq names its product putative MFS monocarboxylate transporter. NCBI's taxonomy places the organism in Eukaryota, Fungi, Ascomycota, Eurotiomycetes, Eurotiales, Aspergillaceae. The record is from RefSeq and is a predicted model, not a curated record. Gene Ontology annotation, molecular function: transmembrane transporter activity. Gene Ontology annotation, cellular component: fungal-type vacuole membrane. Gene Ontology annotation, biological process: transmembrane transport. The transcript has 3 exons. The coding region runs from base 1 to 1356 and encodes 451 amino acids.